Molecule: messenger RNA, 1383 nt
Organism: Fusarium redolens
Lineage: Eukaryota; Fungi; Ascomycota; Sordariomycetes; Hypocreales; Nectriaceae
Exons: 2
Coding region: 293-1102 (269 amino acids)
Biological process (GO): regulation of DNA-templated transcription
Molecular function (GO): DNA-binding transcription factor activity
Source: RefSeq, a predicted model, not a curated record
CUCCAAUCGCCUAAGGUCGCGAUGUAUGGGCCACGGACACAAUGACUGAGAUAAGGGCAUGGACAUGGGGAGGAUGAGAGGCUUUUGGAGGUCUCCCUAAAGGUUGAAGACAAGGUUUCCGAGAUGUGUCGAAUUCACACACUCUCACUCGCACACCUCUCUCGGAGAUUUGGAGAGAGGCACACACGCACAGACACUGACCAAGAGACAGGUAAAGAAUUGGUGUAUUUAACGCCUGGUCCCGCCCCCGACAACCUUUAAUAGACCUCCCACCUCAUCAUACAAAACUACCAUGAUCCGAUCAUCAUCAGCAGAGCCCGCCAAACCCAAGCGAAAGGGCACCCGAAGUGUUUCUACCCUUACUCCCGCACAACUAGCCCGCAAGAGAGCCAACGAUCGCGAGGCCCAGAGGGCGAUUCGCGCCCGCACCAAGGAGCAUAUCGAGCGGUUAGAGCGGGAGUUGGCGGAGCUCAAGAGCAAGCAAAGCCGUGACCAGACCGUCCAAGAGCUAUUGCGCCGCAACAAGGCGGUCGAGAAAGAGCUGAUGCGACUCAAGGAGAUUAUGAGGGUGCCAAUGACUUCGUCACUUUACUCUGCACCACGUCUAACUCCACAACAGCUCUCAUUACCCGACGAGCUCUUAACGUCAACAGUCUACGACGACAAUCUCAGCACUGGUAGCGAUGCCAUUCCUAGCUCUCGUAGAUCACCAUUCCCUGGCGACUACAACUCCCUCCCCGACUACAGCCAACAAUACGUUCUUUUAUCCCACAACUGCGAAUCCUUGGCGAGCACCGUCUCCUGCACCAUCCCCUCCAACGUCUCGAGUCCAUCAUCAUCAGCCGACUAUAGCGCUAGCUAUAUCCCAAUCAGCGUGCCCACCUCGAUCCUCCCUUCCAACAACACUAGCUCCUCAAGCACAAGCGCCAUAUGCGACAAGGACGUUGUGAAGAUGGAGUAUGACGACGUAGACGCCGGGUUCCGUCCCAGUAAUCCUUCGCUGCAUCCCUGCACUGCCCAUUCUCACCCCUACAUGUCGCAUCGCCAGCAGCAGCAGUCCGCCUGGAAUAUGUGUCCCGUGUGCUACCCUCAAUCACAUUAGUUGGUUGAUUAAAAUUACCCCGGUGGCUCAAAACGGCAGGUACCGCCUCGAUGAGCUUCUGGCCGGCUUCGUCCAGAACUGUCACCGGGCCAAGGCGAUCCGCCAGAUACUGGGGAGCGUGUAACCCCGCUCCCUAUGCCCUAAUGCUGUAGCGGCACGCGACCGGCUGAAAAUCAUGAAGUGUGUUGCUCUGAACUAUUUUCAAGCUUGAAGUUGCAUUAGCAAGAAACUCCGGCUAGCCAUGACAGAAUUGGCCGAACUUUGACCCCCAGAGAUGGUAG